This is a messenger RNA of Hyaloperonospora brassicae, 2691 nucleotides long. The record is from the annotation of a GenBank genome assembly. Lineage: Eukaryota; Oomycota; Peronosporomycetes; Peronosporales; Peronosporaceae.
AUGGACUCGAGUCGGUACGCGACGCCAGAGCACGCGCGACGGUACGAGGCCGGCAGCGGCGACGUGCUCAGCCACUUUGCAAGUCUGGUGACGCCCGACGUGUCCAAGCAGAGCGACUGUCCACGCCGCUCAGUGGACGUGCGCCGUGCAGUGCUACAGCCGAAGAAACCACAGGCGCCAGUCAAAGUGUUCGACGACUUUGUUAUCGAGAAUCACACUGAGAGCAGUGACCGCAGCAGUGAAUUGAGUACAGAAAACGUAGCAGCCUUCAAGUCGUACGCGCUGAGCUUUUCGCCGCCGAGCCACAGUCUCAAGAAGUCGAGGAGAGAGGCGACAGGUCCCUGCACACAGACGUUGACUAGUGCAGGCCGCUCGACGUGCAGGAGCUCACUGGAAAUGAGUGACAGGACAGAGGACAUCAUGGAAGAGGAAGAGCCGUACUCACCCGUGACGUCGUCGGUGAAAUUCCUCAUGAGUCGAGAUCCUGAAGAAGAGGAGCGAGUGCUCAGCUCCAAAUCAGACAAGGACAAGGUGUAUCUGUACAAAAAGAGAUACAUUGAUACGUACGAGCACGCAGUUGCUUUGCUGAAACACGCAGCAGCGCUGGAGCGCGAACGAGAGGACAAGCAGUCGGAUCUCGAGUAUUUGAGGUCGACCGUCAAAACGCAGACGCAGAUUAUCAACGCACUGAGUGAAAACCAGCAACUCAGUGAACCGAGCGAUGUCCAGCGAGAGAAAAGGAUUCAGUCGUUGUGCCGUGAAGUCACAGGCCUCGUGAUGCAGCUGAGUCAGCGUAACUCGCUCAUUGAUAGCUUGCACGAAGAACAGGAUCGGUCAGCGAAGAUGCGUGACGACCUCAGGAUGUCACAGGGGCUUAGUUUGAGCAGUGUGAGCGAGGCAAUGCAGUUUUCGAACGACUUUCAAGACAAGCUGGAGACUGCACUUCGUGAGAAGCAAGAAGCUCUAGAGAGUAAAGCUCGAGUGACGGCACAGCUGAAAGACCUGAAACUGCUGUACGAGAAGUGUGAAGCUGCGCGGUCAGCGCUUUCGGAUGGACUUGACCAGGCUGAAAGACAGACUACGGCGCUCCACACACAAUGGGUUGAGGAAAAACAGGAAAUACUGGCUUCCGUAAGAAAAGGUGAUCAGAAGUCGACGGAUCUUGCGGCAGAGUGUGAUCAAUUGCGAAAGAAGAACAGAGACGUAAAGACUUCUCUCGCUCAGUCGCUGGAAAAUGAGAAGAAGUACUUGUCGACGAUUGAGACCCAACGGCAAGCUGUCGACAGGUCUCAGUUGCACAUUUCGCAACUGCAAGCUGAGCUGAGUGAGCUGCGUAUGCAAUUGCAAUUGCUUAACGAUAAAGAAUCAAGGACAAAUGUGCUUGAAAGCGAUUUGUCUGGCGCAAAAGAGAAGCUUCGACGCUGUUUGGUUCACUCGGAUGAGCUCAAGGAGCGGCUUGAACAAAAGAAGAACGAAGUUGAAGCUGUCACUGCACGAUAUCGGGAACGUGCGGCUUUGUUGGAGCAGAGAGUGUUUGACGUCGAAGCAGUUCGACGAAGCCUUCAUAAUAAGGUGAUGGAACUGAAAGGGAAUAUCCGCGUUUUCUGCCGCGUUCGUCCGAUUCUGCGACACGAGCUCACACGAUCACGAGGCGAAGAGCUUUUUGCAUUUCCCGACUACCACACGGAGCGACGACAGAUCGAGCUUAGCGCGAACCCAAAGUCGCACGUCGGCUAUGGUCAAAAUGGAUCGAGAAGCGUGGUCAAGAAGUACAACUUUGGCUUUGAUCUUGUGUUUGGCAAAAAAUGUACGCAAGAAGACGUUUUUGUAGAGGUGUCUGCGCUGAUCCAGUCUGCUCUGGAUGGGUACAACGUGUGCAUCUUUGCCUACGGUCAAACCGGAUCCGGGAAAACCUACACGAUGCAGGGGAACGAGGAGGACUCUGGUUCUAUUGUGAUGGAGCCAUCGUCAGACAUGGGGAUCGUUGGUCGAGCGAUUUCUCAUAUCUUCGCUAGCAUUGAUGAAUUGAGAUUAAGCGGAUGGAGUUUUGCCGCAAGCCUGGAAUUGGUCGAGAUUUACAACGAGACCCUUCGCGAUUUGCUUGCGCCCGCUGAUUCUACAGACAAGGUCGAGCUCCGUCUCGAUAGUGAGGGCAAAACUACUGUGGUAAAGUCGUGCGUCCGUGAGGUGAAGAAUGAGCAAGAGGCGUGGCGUGUCUUACGAGGAGCAAUGUCGAGGAGAUCGACAAAAUCCACUAAGAUGAAUGACCGAUCUUCACGUAGUCAUUGCGUGACCACGUUCAGACUACGCGGGGUCAAUUCGCUGACCGGGGACCAACGAAUAGGUGUUAUAAAUCUUGUCGACCUGGCGGGAUCCGAACGUUUGUCAAAGUCGGGUAGCGAUAGUAACAAGGAGCUUCUGAAGGAGGCUACAUCGAUUAACAAGAGUCUUUCGGCAUUGGGCAACGUGAUUUGUGCCCUCGCAAAAAAGUCGACGCACGUCCCGUUCCGUGAUUCCAAGUUGACACAUUUUUUGAGUUCCUCGCUUGGCGGAGACAGCAAGACACUAAUGAUCUGCAACCUGUCGCCGCUAGGGGAGCACCGUGACGAGACGCUUAACUCGCUUCGGUUUGCUAAAAUGGUGAAUUCUUGUGAGAUCGCGUACCCGUCCACGGUAUCCGGUCGGUCGUAG